Molecule: messenger RNA, 2029 nt
Organism: Sardina pilchardus (European sardine)
Lineage: Eukaryota; Metazoa; Chordata; Actinopteri; Clupeiformes; Clupeidae
Exons: 2
Coding region: 91-1632 (513 amino acids)
Source: RefSeq, a predicted model, not a curated record
CUGCGAGUGCGGUAGGGAGAGAUUCACCUGCCUCUCGGUGCGACCGUCUCAACAACGGUCUCUGCUGCCGCGGUGCUUGGGAUCGUUACCAUGGCUUCGACACCAAAAGCAGGCAGCCCAGCGAUGGAGGCCGCCGUGGGCUUCAUCCUGGGUGCGGUCGCCGGCUGUGCCCUGGGAGCCACGGAGGGACCCAUGAACCAGGCGGCGGCGGCGCUGACCUCCGGGCCACACCUGAAGGUCAUGACGGACGCCGUGGGAGACGUGGGGCCCCUGGGUGUGGGGACGCUCAUCGGGGCCACGGCCCUCUCUACCGCCGUGGCGUCCGCCGUGACGGGGGUGACCAUGGCCUCCCUGGUGGCUCUGAUGCUACUCAGAGUGAGGCGACGCAGAGACGGGUCCUUGGGAGUCGGGGCGCUCGUGUGGGUGACCUCCGGGCUCGCCGCUGUUGUCGGGGCGACGGCCAGCGGAGCGACGCUCGGGGCGGCGAUCGAGAUGCUCGCACGGGCCUCGGCGGCGGCCGGACUGCUGUGGGGGCUGCUGGCGUUGGCGCUGCUGACGCCGUUCCUGCGCGCCGCCCUCUUGCGGCUCGGGGGCGCGGAGCGGCUCUGCUGCGGGAUCCUGGAGCCCAGCGAGGAGGACCGGGAGAGGGAGCGGAGGCGGCAGGAGGCGGCCGCGGACGAGCAGAGGCAGAGGGUCGCCGUGGAGAUGGAGCAGAGGAUAACGAUGCUGGAGGAGGGCGCUGGAGACGGGAACGCGGACGCCACGCAGCAGCAGCAGCAGCAGCAUCGGGUCGCCUGGGAGACGCAGUGGCGGGAGAGGAAGGAGGCCGAGCGGGAGGAGAGGGAGCGGACGGAGCUGGAGACGGAGCAGAGGAGCGUCUCCGAGCGCGUCGCCAAGGCGAUGGCCCAGUACGUGGACCUGCUGGCGUUCUCGGGCAUCCCGAUGACGGUGACGGCGGCCGUGACGACGGGCCUCGGGCUGUUGGGGUUCGGCGACUACCGCUUCGUCUUCAUGGCCCUGCUCGCGCUGGUUCUCGUCAUGACCUUUGCCCUCAUGAGGUCGGCGAAGCUGAGCUUCUGGAAGUUCGCCGGCUGCAUGGGCCUGUUCGCCACCUUCGCCAUCGCCGUGCUGACCGUGCACGCCGGGCAGGAGGUGGCCGGGGACUCGGCCAGGCUGAGAGCGGCGGGGAGAGAGGUCCCGCCCCGCGAGCUCCUCGUCGCCGCCAUGAGGCAGCGCUCGUCCCUGGAGGCCGUCGCCGCGGGCUUCUUCGUGGCCAAGCUGUGCCAGGUGGGCCUCGGGGCCACCGUAGGAGGACCCCUGGGGCGGCAGGUGGACGGGAAGGUGGUGGUGGGGGCCGGGGGGGCUGUGGCGGCCACCCUGGGUCUGGUGCGAGCCUCGGCCGGGUUCCUGGGCGCGGGGGGCACGGCGGGGGCCCUGCUCGGGGCAGUCGGAGCGUCGGGGGUGUCUCUGGGGUCAGCGGCGGCCAUCGCUGUAGGCUGGUCCACGUGGGCGGGGACUGUUGCCACGACAGCGGGAAUGGUGACGGGGGCAUUAGCCACUGGGAAAUGGGACGUUCCCAACUUAAUUCAAGUGCCUGUUGCGUAUAUGUUUGCUAUGACCACUCCCUACUGACAGAGCUGCAGUAUUGCUUAUUUAUUAGUUCAGGAAGAUAUCUAAAAUAUUGUCUAACUCACAGUACAGAAUUGCAUCCUCAGAGAUGCUCCCUGAAACACUGCUGACCGCCAGCAUAGUUAUCAAUAAAUGUAUUUUACUUUACUAAUUUUUUAUUUGUUUUCCAACAAAUGUGAACAUAGUUUGUUUUUUAAGGACAUGUGAAAGUGUAAAAUGCAAAGACAAUGUUGUUUGACACACAACAUUAAUAUUUUAUGAUAAGAGCCAGACAGUUUUUGGUAUUUGAAUAUAUGUAUUUCUAAAUAUUUAAAAUCCCAUUAAAAUGUUAAAAUGUCAAAUGUAUGGCAGUGGUUACGGUCUGUGCCAGAACAAGAGCAAUAAAGUGUACUGAAAUCCC